AUGGCUGCCCCUCACCAAAGUGAAAGACCUGGUGCUCAACACGAACCAGAGUCCGCAAUGCCUGUUCUAAAUGAAGAAGAGCCUCUUUUGGGAUCAAACGAAUCUCCGUCGACUUGGAAGUCGCCGCCGGGUUUUACAUGGAUUCAAAUCGCAAUUAUGUCCAAUGUAUUCCUCUCUGGAUUUGACAGCACCAUCACUGCUUCAACCUACGCCGUGAUUAGUUCGGAUUUCAACGCCGCAAACACUGCCUCAUGGUUGACCACUUCUUAUUUGGUCACGAGCACAGCAUUCCAGCCGCUAUAUGGAAGAUUCUCGGAUUUAUUGGGUCGUCGUGCAUGCUUCUUUACUGCGACUAUUUGCUUUAUGGUCGGCUGUCUGGGCUGCGGCGUGGCCCGUGAUAUCGUGUUCUUGGAUAUUAUGCGAGCCUUGACUGGCAUUGGAGGCGGAGGCUUGAUGACAAUGGCUACUAUUAUCAACUCCGACCUCAUUCCUUUCCGUCAUCGAGGCAUGUACCAAGCGAUCCAGAACGUCUCCAACGGAUUCGGCGCUAUCUGUGGUGCUUCUUUUGGUGGCUCGAUCGUCGACUCCAUUGGAUGGCGUUGGUGUUUCUUGCUGCAAUGCCCGGUCUCUCUGAGUGCGUUGGUCUUGGGCCAUUUCGUUUUGAAGUUUCCCAACGACGAUGCUGAAUCGACCUCUGAUCGAGCCACACAAGGCAUCUGGCGUCAGAUCGACCUCUCCGGUGCCUGCUUGUUAGUCCUGGCGCUCUCUAGUCAGUUAUUCGGACUGAGCCUGGGUGGUAAUGAGCUUCCCUGGACAAACGUCUGGGUGAUUAUGUCCUUAGUUGCCAGUGUGGUGCUCUUGGUCGUCUUUUUCAUGAUAGAGUCCAGAACUUCCGCUGUUCCUGUGAUGCCGUUGAAGAUGCUUCGUGGGCUUCUUCCUGUAGCGACGCAGAUUUCCAACGUCUGUGUGGGCAUGGCUGCCUACGCUUACCUAUUUACACUUCCGCUCUUGUUCCAGGUGAUUCUCCUGGACACUCCUAGCAAAGCAGGUGGUCGCCUGGCUAUCCCAUGCUUGGCCACUCCAUUGGGAGGGCUUAUAUCUGGCAUUGUUAUGUCUCGCUGGGGGAAGCUAUCUUAUCUCGUGAGAACGGGCGCUGGUCUGAUGUUCAUUGGAAACCUGCUGGUGAUGCUGCUGCGAUUCCACGACGCAGAAUGGAAGUAUUUUGCCUAUAUGAUUCCCGCCAAUCUGGGCCAGGGUAUCGUGUAUCCAGGAAUCCUAUUUACCUUCCUGGCUGCAUUCGACCACUCUGACCACGCCGUCUCCGCCUCUACAGUCUACCUCAUCCGCUCCCUCGGGACAGUCUGGGGUGUCGCCGUCACCUCUGCUAUCGUCCAGAAUACAUUGAGCUCAGGCCUCCCGGAGGCCCUGAGUGAAAUACCAGAUAAAUGGAACGUAAUCGACGAGAUACGUCACUCCGUCUCUGCAAUUUACGAUCUACCCCCGGACGUACAGAUAGCCGCUCGAUUGGUGUACUAUCGCGCAAUCCGUAUGUCGUUUGCGGCAUCGGCGUCUUUCGGGUUCGUUGCGACAGUGGCGGCCUUCUUCACCCGCGGGAAAGGGCUGGAACGCGCUACCGACCAUUAA
Penicillium lagena is the source of this 1644-nucleotide messenger RNA. Its product is annotated as MDR family MFS transporter. The coding region runs from base 1 to 1644 and encodes 547 amino acids. Gene Ontology annotation, biological process: transmembrane transport; basic amino acid transport. The record is from RefSeq and is a predicted model, not a curated record. NCBI's taxonomy places the organism in Eukaryota, Fungi, Ascomycota, Eurotiomycetes, Eurotiales, Aspergillaceae. The transcript has 6 exons. Gene Ontology annotation, cellular component: fungal-type vacuole membrane. Gene Ontology annotation, molecular function: basic amino acid transmembrane transporter activity.